Molecule: messenger RNA, 564 nt
Organism: Bactrocera dorsalis (oriental fruit fly)
Lineage: Eukaryota; Metazoa; Arthropoda; Insecta; Diptera; Tephritidae
Product: pre-intermoult gene 1 protein-like
Exons: 1
Coding region: 1-564 (187 amino acids)
Source: RefSeq, a predicted model, not a curated record
AUGAGACCUCAAACAAUACUGUUGUUCGCCCUUGUGGCCUUACUCUGCAUGGUACAGCACUCUGCAUUUGCAGCAGACGACGCUAGCAGUGCCGUAAGUAAUGAGGGCAGUGAUGCUUCGAGCAGCGAUGCUUCGAGCAGCAACAGUGAAGCUAAUACCGGCGAUGAUAAUGAUAGCGAAAGCGAAAGCGAUGAUGAUAAAACAGGUAGUGAUGCAAGUGCCAAUGAUAGCACAAGCGAUGACACAGCUGAUAAUGAUGACACAAGCAACAAUGGCAGCGAUAAUGACGACACAAGUGAUGGUGAUCUUGACGAUUCACAAACUGAAGACGAUAAUGAUAACAACCCUUCAAAUGGUAGUGCCAGCAAUCCAUCAGGAAAAAGAAGCCCGUCUAGUCAGCGCAAAGCUCAAAGAAAACGCCAAGCAGCAAAGAAACAACAACGUCAAAAACAAAAAAGGCGCCAAAACAAGAAACGUCGCCAAAACAAAAGACGUCAGAAUCAAAGACGACGUCAACAAAAUAAUAGGCGACGACGAAAUAACAGGCGCCCAGCCCGUGGUUAG